CGGUCUCCGCUCAGCGGGGCGGGGUCUCAGCCAGACCUGUUGUUCGGAUCUCGGAGCUCCUGGUCCCGCCUGGGUUCUGCUCGGUUCUCUCUGGUUCACCGGAACUUUUCUCUGGCUUUUGGAACUCGGCGGGAUCCGAACCAGACCUCUUGGUCCAGGAAGCGCCCCCUGAUGACGAAGGCUCCUUCUCCUCCCCCUCAGGUCUCCUCGUCUCAGCAGAGACGAAGCGGAAGCAGCAACAGGAAGUUGUCAUGCUGGUCUCCAGGAAGCGUUUCCUGGAGGAAUCCGAGAAGCGGUCUAGGUGUGAAGCUGAAGACUUCCUCUGGCAGCAAACAAACAGAACUUCAGAGACGGCCGCUCUGAGCCGAGGAGCUCAUCAGAACCGAACCGAACUAGAGGUAAAGAGGAGCUGCCAUGUUGGCCUCCUCCAUCUCCUCCUCACUCCUCCUCUUCCUCCUCCUCCUACCUCCUGCUCACCCUGCAGACGCCUCCAUGCAGUGGGUGAAGCUGGAGGGCUCCCCCCUCUCCCACCUGCUGCUGGACCCGAGGGCGGGGCAGCUGUUUGUGGGCGGAGUUGACCACCUGUAUCAGCUGACCUCUGACCUAAAGGUGAUGUCACACGUUAAAACCGGCCCUCUCCUGGACUCUCCGGACUGCCUCCCACCAAUCGUUGCUCAGGACUGCCCCUCGGCCACGCCCACUCACAACCACAACAAGCUGCUGCUUCUGGAGGCGGAGCCAUUGGCGGGGGCGGAGCCAGGACCGGGGGCGGAGCCAGGAAGCCUGAUUGUCUGUGGUUCACUGUUCCAAGGAAUCUGUGAGAAACGGAGUCUGUCCAACAUCUCUCAGCUCAUCUACCGGACCUCCAACCCCGUUGACACUCAGUACGUCGCGGCCAAUGACCCUCGGAUUUCCACCGUCGCCGUGGUGAUAACCACCCGGAACAAACAGGAAGUGGGCAUGGCCGGCGGCGAGCUGCGCCUCCUGCUGGUCGGUCGAGGCUACACCAGCCGGGGUCCUGGAGACAUCCCACCAAUCACAACGCGGCGCCUGCACCCGGUGGCUCCGCCCCGCAAAGCCUUCUCCCAGGAGGAGGAGCUCGGAAAACUCGUCGUGGGAAGUUACUCCGAAUACAACAACCACUUUGUGAAGGCUGUCGCCCACGGCGACCACGUCUACUUCCUGUUCUCGCGGCGGGACAUGAGGCACACGAAGGAGUACAGGACCUAUGCCUCGCGGCUCUGCGCCUCCGACCGCAGCUUCUACUCUUACGUGGAGGUGCCGCUGCUGUGCCGCGGCGGCUACAACCUGGCUCAGGGGGCAUGGCUAGGAGACCUGUCAGGUACACCGGCACUGUUUGUCGUCAUGGCAGCAGGGCAGGCGUCCACGCCCAUAGCAACAAGCCGCUCUGCGCUCUGCGUUUAUACGAUGAAGGACCUGGACGCCACGAUGCGGCGGGCGCAGGAAGUGUGCUACACGGAGGGAGGGCUUGAUAGUAGCGGGCAGGAAGAGGCCUACAUCGAGUACGCCGUGUCAUCCAAGUGUCUGAAACUCCCGAAGGAGUCUCUGUCUGACUACCCGUGUGGGGGGGAACACACCCCCAACCCCAUCGCCAGCGCCGUUCCCCUGGGAGUCCCGCCCACCGUCACGCUGAACACCCAGCUGACCUCCGUUACCGCAGCAACAGAGGCCGGACACACCAUCGCCUUCCUGGGAGAUCGAGACGGACGUCUGCACAAGGUGUUGGUGCGCCCCGACAGGUCUGGCCAUCUGUACGGCAGCCUGUUGGUGGACGCGGGCGGAGCCAUCGGCGCCGACCUCCUAUUGGACGAGAGCCAACGCCACGUUUAUGUUUUAACCGACGACCGGGUGUCCAAGCUUCCCGUGUCGUCCUGCGACAGACAGACAGACUGUCUGUCCUGUCUGUCCAUCAGAGACCCGUACUGCGGCUGGUGCGUCCUGGAGGGACGGUGUUCCCGUAAACAUGAGUGUGAGCGCCACCUGCUGGACAACCACUGGCUGUGGAGUUUUGAACGGACCAAUCAGUGCGUCACGGUGCGGAGCCUGCAGCCGGCCAAUCAGAGCAGAGAUGAGCAGACCCAGGUAACCAUGUCAGUCGUCCAGCUGCCUGUCCUCCAGGGGGCGGAGUCUCUGUCCUGCGUCUUCGGGAGCCUGCCUCCCCAGCCGGCCGUUGUCAUGGGAACAGAGCUCACCUGCCAGUCACCUGUGCCGGAGCUCCUCCCCCCCAUGCCGCCCAGAAGCGAUCACAUGGUCCUGCCCGUGUUUCUGAUGUUUGGUCACGUGACCGUCGCCAUGGGAAACAUGACCUUCUACGACUGCGGAGCCAUCAGCCGACUGAACCAGAGUUCCCAGUGUCUUUCCUGUGUCGGAUCCUUCUGGACCUGCAACUGGUGUCCUCUGGAUCAGAUCUGCACCCACAACCACAGCUGCCCCAGGAAGCUGGUCCUCCACCACAAUGACUCUCCUGGUCCCGGUUCCUGCCCUCUGGUCUCGUCUCUGAGAGGUUCUGCCUUAGUGCCCAUAGGCCUGAGCACCACUAUAGUUCUGGAGGGGCGGAACCUGGACAUCUACCAGGACGAAGCUCAGUACGUUUGUGUUGUUGAAGUUGAGGACGUGCAGCUCAACCUGACGGCUGCUGUGAGGAAAACCGAGGACAACACACACAUCUUUACCUGCAGCCCCCACCAGUUUCAGUACCGCCUCAGCCAGCUGCAGUAUUCCGCUGCCAUCUACCUGCGCAGAGGACAGCAACGCAUCGAUGCAUCACCUGGACUCAGACUCCACCUGUAUGACUGCUCAGCCGGCCAAUCAGAUUGCUCGCAGUGCAGGGCGGUGCCUGAGGAGUACAGCUGUGUGUGGUGUCUUGGAAGCCCCGCCCCCAGAUGUGUUUACAGCCAAUCAUGCUCCAGCUCACCCGCAGACACCUGUCCGACGCCUCGGAUCACACAGGUGCAUCCUGUGACCGGACCUGUGGAGGGUGGAAUCCUGGUAACAAUCACAGGAUCCAACCUGGGCACCAGGUACCAGGACGUGGUGGGCGGAGUCAAGGUGGCAGACGUCCCGUGUGUGGCUCAGCCUGAAGGAUAUCAGAUCUCCACCAGGGUUGUGUGUGAGCUGCAGAGCAGUGGGAAUUACCAGGUCGGGAAUGUCCAGGUUACCGUGGGAACCACUCCACCUGGCCGAUCAACCCAGAUGUUCACCUAUCAGAACCCUAAGCUGACUGGUCUGGUUCCAGAUAAAGGCCCGGUUUCUGGAGGAACCAAGCUGACCAUCAAAGGCCAACAGCUGUUGACCGGACAAACAUCGGACCUGACCGCCUUCCUGGACCGGCAGCCCUGCUUCAUUUUGAAUGAGGUGACCGAUUCCCAGUUUGUGUGCAAGACCAGUUCUAGUAAUCGGACCGGACCAGUUCCGGUUCGGGUCUUCUUUGGUAAAGCUAAUCGGACCGGUCCUGAUCUUACCUUUCGUUACCUGGACGACCCCGUCAUCACCAAAGCUACACCUGCAGAGAGCUUCUAUGCGGGAGGGCGUGUCAUCAAGGUGACGGGCAGGAACCUGGACGUGGUGCAGGACCCCGUGAUAUCUGUGUGGGUGGAGCCUCUGGAGGUGCAGAGAGUGAAACGGAGAAGGCGAUUGGCUCUCCUGACCGCCAGGCAGCAGUUGGUCUUUAAUGGCACCAUGACGACAGUGUCUGAGCGCUGCUCUGUCCUGUCACCUUCUGAGAUCACGUGUCUGACCCCCGCGGUGCCCCCAGAGGUCAGAGUGAAGGGGGUGUGGUUUCAGCUGGACAACGUCCGGGUCCACUACGACAGCAUCGAGGGUAAGAGCUUCACCUAUUACCAGAACCCCCAGUUCUUUCCUCUGAACCGAGACGCUCCGGACGCUCCGUACCGCUUCAAACCCGGCGGAGUGAUCGCUGUAGAGGGUCUGGACCUGACCAGAGCCAUGUCCAAGGAUGAAGUCAGGGCUCGGCUUGGAGAUCAAGACUGUGAGGUGAAGACUCUGGACCGAACCCACCUGUACUGCGAACCCCCCGAGAACCAGCCUCUGAGCGUGGACGGCAGCAGCGAGUUGCCCAUGCUGAAGGUGUUCAUGGGGAAACUGCAGGCUGACCUGGGUCUGGUCCAGUACGACAGCGACUUGUUGCUAUCUCCCAUCCCGCUGGCGGCGCAGAUCAGUCUGGGUGCAGGAGCUGCUGUCAUCAUCCUGUCGGUGCUGAUCGUCAUUCUCAUGUACAGGAGGAAGAGUAAACAGGCUCUCCGAGAUUAUAAGAAGGUUCUGCUGCAGUUGGAAACUCUGGAGAUCAACGUGGGAGAUCAGUGCCGUAAGGAGUUCACGGACCUGAUGACAGAAAUGAUGGACCUCAGCAGCGACGUGGGAGGACCGGGUCUUCCUCUGCUUGACUACAAGACGUACGCAGAGAGGAUCUUCUUCCCCGGCCAGCAGACGGCGCUGCUGAGCCGGCAGUUGGACCUGCCGGAGUCCAGGAGGCCGACGGUGGAGCAGGGCCUCCAGCAGCUCAACAACCUGCUCAACAACAGACUCUUCCUCACCAGGUUCAUCCACACCCUGGAGGCCCAGCAGGGCUUCUCCCAGCGGGACCGCGGCUACAUGGCCAGUCUGCUCACCAUCGCGCUGCACGACAAGCUGGAGUACUUCACCGAGGUCAUGAAGACGCUGCUGCAGGACCUGGUGCAGCAGUACGUCGCCAAGAACCCCAAACUCAUGCUGCGCCGGACGGAGACGGUUGUUGAAAAGAUGUUGACCAACUGGAUGUCCAUCUGCCUCUAUUCUUUCCUGAAGGAAGUGGCCGGGGAGCCGCUCUACAUGCUCUACCGGGCCAUAAAGUACCAGGUGGACAAGGGCCCGGUGGACGCAGUGACGGGGAAGGCCAAGAGGACGCUCAACGACAGCCAUCUGCUGAGAGAGGACAUCGAUUACUCUGCCAUGACUCUGAACGUCCUGGUGAAGAACGGAGUCGAGGUUCAGCCGUGUCCCAUUAAAGUUCUCGACACCGACACCAUCACCCAGGUGAAAGAUAAAAUCCUGGAUCAGGUCUACAGAGGAGCUCCGUUCUCUCAGAGACCAGCAGCUGACAGUCUGGACCUGGAGUGGCGUUCAGGUCAGGCAGGUCACCUGACUCUGUCAGACGAUGAUGUCACAGCGGUGGUUCAAGGUCGCUGGAAAAGGCUCAACACCCUGCAGCAUUACAAGGUUCCAGACGGCGCCACAGUCGCCCUGAUCCCUCGAUUUCUCAGUUCAGGGGUCAACCAGGUGUUUCAGACCGGAGAAAAAACACCAAUGCUGGAAGGUGAGGAAGAGGAGGGUCUGCGUCUGUGGCACCUGGUGAAGAGCAGCGAAGAUUCAGAGAUACCAAAACAUCGGAAGAGCAGCAUGAGGGAACGGGAGAGAGCCAAGGCCAUUCCUGAGAUUUACCUGACCAGACUGCUGUCCAUGAAGGGGACGCUGCAGAAGUUCGUGGAUGAUGUCUUUGUGGCCAUCCUCAGCACCAAGCGUCCUCCUCCCAUCGCUGUCCGGUUUUUCUUCGACUUCCUGGACGACAUGGCGGAGAAACACGGGAUCGACGACCCCGAGACCGUCCACAUCUGGAAGACAAACAGUCUCCCUCUGAGGUUCUGGGUCAACAUCCUGAAGAACCCACAGUUCGUCCUGGACGUCCAGGUGACGGACAGCAUCGAUGCCGUCCUCUCCGUCAUCGCCCAGACCUUCAUCGACUCCUGCACCACCUCCGAACACAAAGUGGGACGGGACUCUCCGGUCAACAAGCUGCUUUAUGCCAGAGAGAUCCCGCGCUACAAACAGCUGGUGGAGCGGUACUACAGUGACAUCCACAGCGCCGCAUCAGGAUGCUACCAGGAGAUGAACUCCACUCUGACGGAGCUGUCCGGGGUAAACAGAACCAGAACCAGAACCACCUGUCUCUCCUCCUGUCUCACUCCUCCUGUCUCCCUGCAGAGCUUCGCCUCAGAGAUGAACGGUCUCGUUGCUCUUCAUGAACUCUACAAAUACAUCAACAAAUAUUACGACCAGGUCAUCAUGUCCCUGGAGGAGGACACGUCGGGUCAGAAGAUGCAGCUGGCGUAUCGGCUGCAGCAGGUCGCCGCCCUGGUGGAGAACAAAGUCACUGACCUCUGACCUGCGAGUCCUGAGGAAGAGGAGAGACAGCGAAGCUGAUUGGACGGCUGCUGCCUGUCUGUCUGCGUGGGGGACGCAAAGUCUUUCAUAAUCGGUCUUCCGGUUCCCUCACACGGCGGCGGCCGCCAUCUUACGACAAUCCAACCAAUCAGGGAACACCGUCGCCACCGGCUGCCUUGCACUACAAUUCCCAGAGUUCUUUGCUGUCUGAGUCUAAAAGCACAACUUCAAUAGUUUCUUCUGUGUUUGUAUUGGUUCUGACAUAAAACCUGCUAUUUUCUAUGUUUUUCUACUGAAACCAGCGGAUCGGACUCUGAACGGCCAGAACCAGAGGUUCUGGUGCUGCUGGGCGUUUCUGAACGCAAUAAUCUGCAUCAGGGAGUGUUUUCAUCUGACCCGGUUCUGCUGAGGUUCUGGAUUCGGACCUCAGGUCGAACUGCGGCGGUGAGAAGGGAAACCUGCCCGGAUGUUGGCGCGCUGCGCCGCUUCUCAGUGCAAAUCCACCUCGCUGCAGCAAACAGGAAGGGCGGGACGGACCGCUGUCAGUCUCAGACCUUAUUUGGAAAUGGGAC
Molecule: messenger RNA, 6749 nt
Organism: Xiphophorus maculatus (southern platyfish)
Lineage: Eukaryota; Metazoa; Chordata; Actinopteri; Cyprinodontiformes; Poeciliidae
Gene: plxnb3
Product: plexin-B1
Exons: 40
Coding region: 415-6177 (1920 amino acids)
Biological process (GO): negative regulation of cell migration; negative regulation of cell adhesion; regulation of GTPase activity
Cellular component (GO): semaphorin receptor complex
Molecular function (GO): protein binding; semaphorin receptor activity
Source: RefSeq, a predicted model, not a curated record